UUUGCUCAGCCUAUUAUAAGUUAUUGUCAAACUAAUUUUUGUUUAUUGUUUGAAAAAUAAUGCAGAGGGGGGGAAGAUCGCAAUCACGUCGCAACGGUCGCCCGCCAGGACUAACUGGAAAGGAGAUUGGCUUGUACUAUAAAAACCUUGCACGGCAACGUAAAAGCGAAGCCAAAAAUGAGAACAAGAUUAAUCUGGGCUGCGAUGUCAGCGUGCCGCCGGGUGUUCUUACGCGUGUCAAGGAAUACAUGGAACAGUUUAAAGCUGCACGCGAAACUGGGCAGGAACAGCUGGAUGCCAAGUUCCAAGAUCAGUUUCGCCAUUUGCUAAGCGUAAACUUUGAUGCAUUCAUUGAAGAGGCCAAAAAGCAGAACCAAGACUUACAGCUGCGGAACAGCUCGCUGGAUGCCCAACUUGAAGAGCAGCAAAGGGAACGCCUGCGACGUGCGGACUUUCAAGAACGCUACAAGGAACGCAUGAAACUGCCCACAAUGAGCCAUGCUGCAGAAAUAAUCGAGGCUGUGGAAAAAAAUCAAGUUCUAUUAAUUGUGGGUAGCACCGGCUGCGGCAAGACAACGCAGGUGCCGCAGCUACUGCUGGACGAUAGCAUUUCAAAAGGCAUGGGAUCUGGCUGCCGCAUUGUGUGCACGCAGCCUCGUCGCAUCUCGGCCAUAACUGUGGCGGAGCGAGUUAGCUAUGAGCGUGCCGAAGCGCUAGGUCACUCCGUGGGCUACCAGAUUCGCCUGGAGAGUUGCAAGCCGCGUGAACGUGCCUCGAUAACGUACUGCACUACCGGCAUCCUUUUACAGCAGCUGCAGGGAGAUCCGUUGCUGCAUAACGUCAGUGUUCUUCUCCUAGACGAGAUUCAUGAGCGUAGCGUUGAGACGGAUCUCCUGAUGGCAUUGCUCAAGAUUAUACUGCCACAUCGGCCCGCGUUGAAAGUUAUAUUGAUGAGCGCGACGGUGCGGGAACAGGAUUUCUGCAAUUAUUUUAAUGCAUGUCCAAUGUUUCGCAUUGAAGGAGUCAUGCAUCCCGUUGAGAUGCUCUAUCUUGAGGAUGUGCUCGCAUUGACAAGCUAUAAGUUUGACACUCGCAAGAAUAGACGUGCGCGUACCCGGAGCGAUCUGUCUGAUCAUAGACCCAUGAUCGAGCCAUAUAUAAGACGGGUGCGUGACAGGUACGACAGCAAAGUUCUGGAACAGCUUCGACUGCCCUGCUCCGAGGGAUGCGAGGACAUUGACUUUAUUGCGAAUCUCAUUUAUUAUAUAUGCACAAUGAAGUCAGAAGGUGCUAUAUUGGUUUUUGUACCGGGAUAUUCUCAAAUAUCUGAAUUGCACAAUACACUGUUAAAGCCUCGCUUAGCCUUGGGUCAGCGCUGGCGCGAUCAUCUAUUAGUCUAUCCACUGCAUUCAAUGCUGCCCUCGGUCGAGCAGCAGUCGGUAUUCAGACGAGCACCCAAUGGAAAACGUAAGGUCAUCAUAUCCACCAUCAUUGCCGAGACUUCGGUAACUAUUGAUGAUGUUGUUUAUGUCAUCAACACUGGUCGCACAAAGGUCAGCAGCUAUGACAUUGAGACGAACAUACAAUCUCUGGAGGAGUGUUGGGUCACACAUGCAAAUACACAGCAGCGCAAGGGACGCGCAGGUCGCGUACAGCCUGGCAUCUGUUAUAAUCUGUUCAGUCGUGCACGCGAAGCUCGUAUGUCAGAGGUGCCGACACCGGAAAUAUUACGCUGCAAGCUGGAAUCCAUCAUACUCAGUCUCAAGUUGCUGCACAUCGAUGAUCCCUACGCGUUUUUUCCAACAAUGAUUGAUGCACCUGCCCAGAAGGCCGUGAGCACUGCCAUUAACUUACUUAACCGGAUUGAAGCACUUGAUAAUCAUGGCCAGCUGACGCCGCUGGGCAUGCACCUGGCCAAGAUGCCCAUCGAUCCCCAAAUGGGUAAAAUGAUUCUGAUAUCAGCGCUAUUUCGUUGUCUGGAUCCCAUUACCUCAGUGGCGGCUGCUCUCUCCUACAAGAGUCCCUUCUACACGCCCAUGGAUAAGGAGCAGCGGGUCGACGAGGCUAAACGCAGGCUAUCCCAAAAUAUGCGCAGCGAUCAUAUAAUGCUACAUAAUACCAUUUGCGGCUACCGCGAAAGCCGGCAAGCGCAUCGUGACCGCGACUUUUGCUAUAAUAACUUUCUUAGCAAGAUGACCCUUCAGCAGCUGGAACGCAUGAAGCAACAAUUUUCCCAGCUUCUCUAUAACUCGAAGUUUCUUACUUCAAUCAAUUGUAUGGACGAAUCAUCUAACAUGAAUUCAGAGAAGAUUCCGCUGCUUCGUGCCAUUAUCGGAGGCGGCCUCUAUCCAAACAUGGCACAUUUGUGCACAUCACGUCAAAUCAAAAAUCGUGUUCGCGCCAUACACAAGAUGUUCACAGACGAUGGGCGUCGCGUUAACUUUCAUCCCUCAUCGGUCAACAGCGGGAAGACGGGAUUUGAUUCAAACUAUUUCGUUUACUUCCAGCGGCAAAAGUCGACAGACCUGUUUCUUCUCGACGCGACCAUGGUUUUCCCAAUGGCACUAAUCAUUUUUGGCGAUGGCGUCGAGUCUGGCGUUAUAGACAGAACACAUUAUAUAUCCGUGGCUAAAACCUAUUAUUUUAAGUGCAAUCCGGAAACAGCUGCUGUAGUUCUUGAUUUACGCACAAGUUUGGAACUCUUGUUACUUGAGAAGGCUUUGUACCCAGCGCCCAUUAAUGAGAACAGCGAUGAUUAUAAACUUAUCAGGUAAAUAAAGUCACAACUUGACAAAAGGGAGGACUGAAGGAAUAAAGCUGGAAAAGACCAGACAAAGCUUACUUGGGCAACGCCGGAUAAUACCUUCUAAGUGUAGAUACAUAAAAUAA
Messenger RNA from Drosophila novamexicana, 2889 nucleotides. RefSeq names its product ATP-dependent DNA/RNA helicase DHX36 (gene Rhau). NCBI's taxonomy places the organism in Eukaryota, Metazoa, Arthropoda, Insecta, Diptera, Drosophilidae. Gene Ontology annotation, molecular function: G-quadruplex RNA binding; ATP binding; DNA helicase activity. The record is from RefSeq and is a predicted model, not a curated record. The transcript has 6 exons. Gene Ontology annotation, cellular component: cytoplasm; nucleus; intracellular anatomical structure. The coding region runs from base 60 to 2774 and encodes 904 amino acids.